Molecule: messenger RNA, 2545 nt
Organism: Asterias rubens (European starfish)
Lineage: Eukaryota; Metazoa; Echinodermata; Asteroidea; Forcipulatida; Asteriidae
Product: neuron navigator 3-like
Exons: 4
Coding region: 298-2538 (746 amino acids)
Biological process (GO): nervous system development; neurogenesis
Source: RefSeq, a predicted model, not a curated record
AACAGCAUGUGGAGUGCAGUGUAAAGACUUGAUGAAACACUUUCUACCCUAUGGCCAGCUACACAAAGAGUGCCAGAUGAUGGAUUGGUCUCAUCACAGCUAUUAGGAGUCCCCUCCUUUCUUCUCCUCUACCAAAAGAGGCUCGCUUGUUCUGGACCGUUUUUCCCCCCUCCAUUCUUUGGAGGUUUUGACUUGAUGAUUACACUGAACCGUGGUAGGGGUCAGUGUUUGCAUGCAGUUAAGUAGUGGGUGUUCAUGGAGUAGGGUGCCCCUGAGCUAAAGGGGGUGGUGAUUAAGAUGAUGUCAUGUACACGAAAACGCCACUGGAGUAGUAUUGAUGACAGCAGCUCCAUCAGCAGUGGGAUAAGUGACACCAUUGCUGAGAUCAGCACAGACGACAACAUCACUGGCUCUUCCGUCAGCUGCUCUUCCUCCCAGGCAUCCUGCAAUCUCCUCAGUAGGGACGGCAUUAAGAGAGGGCGUGCUUCGUCUGACGACAGCCGCUCGCCGGGAAGUUCGGCACGCAACUCUUGUGAAUCGGGCAAGAACUUGGAGAUAUUCGGUGAAGGAGGAAUACCCAUCGAGCGUGGAAAAUCUUCACCACAGAGACGGACUUUAGAAGAUGUAAGAAGAAAGAAUGGUGAGAACUCACCACGUAGGAGUGCUUUGAAUAAGAGCAUUCUUAAGGACGCGACUACUGGGCAGUCAUCGCCAAAACGCAACGGAAGUGGGAAGAACGGAAAGGGGAGUAAGAGCGAUCAGUCAAAGAGCAGAAAAACAAAAGGUGAGGAAAGUAAAGCAGAUAAAGAGCAGGGCAAAAUGAGUGGUUACCCAGAAAGGGGGACCUUGGCGUCUCCACCAGGGAGAAGUGGCAUCCAACCACCACCGCCGAGCUGGCAGCGCAGUCUUGAUCGCAUUCAGGUACGCCAGCAGCAGGCUGCACGACAAACUGAUCCCAGUCUCUCCCCAAGUUUACCACGAUCAAGAACUGGAGGGAUGAAGUACGAAAACGGCACAGGGACUCUCGAUCGUAAGAACGGAUCUCGACUGAGUCAGCGAAACACUGAAGAACAGUUAAGUCCUAAUGGGCCAGAUUCAAGGAAAGCAGCAGCAGGACGAUCCCAGGGUAUGCAAAGUUUUGGUUUCAGGCGACCUGGAGGACCAGCCGCUUCCACGGCAGCUCAAGCUGGAGCUAAAACCUCCAUCUCAACAUCAAAGUCAGCCAAUUUUAGAUAUCCAGGUAGCAACGGGAAAGGUGGACGAAUGAGUGGAUCGCUCAGCGGAUCAGAGUCAGCACCUGAGAGAGGGAGCAUAAGAAUGAAGGACGGGCAACGUCAGAAAGCAGGACAGAAGAUAAGUCCAACAUCCCCUCCAGGCGGGAAUGCCAAGGCAGAUGUUAACGCAAAUACCGAUCUGAGAAUGAACCAUAAGAACCAGGAAAAAAUGGGACAGCUCUCUCCAACAGGAUCAGAAACAGGAAAGUCAAAGCUUGGUGGAAGCAAGUCUAGUUUGUCCUCAACACCCUCCAUUAAGCAACUCUUUGGUCGGAAACCAGACAGUGUUAAGAACACAGGAAACAAAUCCCAGGAUACCAUCAUCUCCAAUCCUCACGCUACUUUAGCAAAACAUGGUUCCUCACCUCCUCGUCAUCCACCAACAUCAACUCAAUCCCAGUUUUCAGGUCCUGCAUCGCGAAGAGCUUCCACAAAUAUGGCAUCAGACCUCUCCUUGUCCAAGACUCCUUACUCGGAUUCCUUACGCUACAGUGGUUACCUGAGUGAUACAUGCAGCUAUGCUGGGGCUAGGGAUAGUGGAUUGGGAUCCUUACAUGCCGGUAUGGUCGGUCCUUUUGCCCGUGCUAAUAUGCAUCCAAGCUCUCUCUCCACCUUAAACAGAUCAGAAAGUGGCAGCAUGGAGUCAUUAGAUUCAAACAACUCUAGCUCCAUGUCUAUGACAAGUCGUGCCACAAGUGAACGUUACGGCUUGACGUCCCCUUCAUCAAAUGGACCCUCUCCACAUCACAGCAGUAGAGGGCAGGCUGAUAAGUUGCUGAGUAUUUCCCUUGCUGGGAAGGAUGCUGAAGAGACAGCUUGGCUCCGUGCCAAUGGCUACCCAAGCACAGUUGACGGAGCGCCACCACUGUCUCCCGCCAGUUCCACAGCUUCUCAGCCAGUCGGGCAGUUCUUCGCUAUCCCCGGCAUGAGUAGCAACUCUCCCAUGGUGCGAUCUAACAGUAUGUCUGCCAGCGCAUACACACAACCACCAUUCACCACCAACCCCAGGAUGCGCAACAACAGCGUCUCCCUGGACGAACGACAGAGGGCGGCAUUGAGCAUGGGGACGUUUUGCCGUGAGCCGGAUGGAGAGCUGCAUGGUUCUGCUUUGUCACUUGUAUCACAAGGCUCAUCGUUGUAUUCCAUGUCGGAGGAUAAAGGAAUUGAAAUCCGGCGCCUGAAACGAGAACUGGACAGAGAGCAAGAGCGGGUGGGCAACUUAUCUAAUCAGCUCCACACAAAUGUAAGUCCACUUUCUGUUUAGUGUUCAC